CCCGCCCCCGUCACUGCCCGUCACCUGUGCCUGACGGGUGUGUGUGUGUGUGUACAGUGGACGUGUGGGACGGGCAGGACGGACCCGUCGUCUACCACGGUAACACCCUCACCAGCAAGGUCCCCUUCACCCACGUCGUCCAAGCUAUCGCCAACUACGCCUUCGACUUCUCCGUGUAUCCGGUAAUCAUCCACCUGGAGAACCACUGCAGUAUUAAGCAGCAGCAGGAGAUGGCCAGCAUCUUGAGGAACCUGCUAGGAGAACGCCUCUACAUCCACCCUCCUCACGCAGUCAAGGCCCUCACUGACCUCUCCCCCGAAGACCUCAAGUACAAGUUCCUACUCAAGGGCAAGAAGCUUGCUCGUGAGGACAUGGAGGAGGGGGAGGUGUCGGACGAGGACGAGGGGGGCGAGACCAAGAGGAACAACAACCCGAGGAAGGUGCGCCUCUGUCAAGACCUGUCAUCGCUCAUCUCCCUUCACAGAGCUCGCUUCUCAGACCUCAACACAGCCAAGACAGGAGAGAAUAUAAGCGAGAUGUGUAGCCUGAGCGAGUCGUCGGCAGCCAAGCUGGCCCACGCCUGCCCCGAGGACCUAGUCAAUCACAACAAGAGAUUCCUUACCCGCGUGUACCCGAACUCCUCCAGAGUCGACUCCUCCAAUUACAACCCGCAGGACUUCUGGAACGCCGGCUGCCAGAUGGUGGCGCUCAACUUCCAGACUCCAGGGCAGAUGAUGGACGUGUAUGAGGGCAGGUUCCGGGCCAACGGUGGCUGCGGCUACCUCCUCAAGCCGGCCGUUAUGAGAGAACACAUAUCAGUCUUCUCGGCGCACUCCAGAGACACCAUCCCAGGUGUCGCACCCCAGCUUCUCAAGAUCAAGGUGAUCAGUGGCCAGUGCCUCCCCAAGCCUCGGGGCUCGACUGCCACCAAAGCUACCAUCAUCGACCCUUAUGUUGUCAUCCAGAUCUUCGGCAUCCCCGCCGACUGUACAGAGGCCAAGACCCGCACCGUCAGUAAUGACAGCAGCUUCCCGAUCUUCGAUGAGACUUUCGAGUUCCACAUCAACCUGCCGGAGCUGGCGCUAGUCAGGUUCGUCGUCCUCGAUGACGAGUUCAUCGGAGACGACUUCGUCGGCCAGUGCACCAUUCCCUUCGACAGCAUCCAGACAGGUUACCGCCACGUGAGGUUGCUCUCCAGUAUGGGGGAGCCCAUGGACACCGCCACGCUCUUCGUCCACGUCUCUAUCUCCAACAGGAAGGGCGGCGGGAAGUAUCAGCGGGUCAAGGGCAAGAGGACAGACAAGGUCCAGGCGGACAUCAAGCCGGUGGGGCUGAGGGCCGCUGACGACCUGUUCAAGGAGGCGUCGGCAGCUUUGAUAGAGGCAGACAACGAGCAGAUGAAGGUGGAGAGUGCGUGGUGUGACCUGCAGGAGGAGUGUGGGCUGGAGCACACGGCCAACAUGAAGCAGUGUCUCAGAGUGGCCAUCUCCCGAUACAUGGCCACGCCUGACACCAACCGUCUCACCAUCCAGGAGGAGAAUGGGGUUCCUUUCUUGAAAAGCUCUCGUCCUGGGCCCCUGCCGUCACACCUGCAUAGAUUAGAAACAGCGCUGGAGAAGGUGCUGCUGGAGAUCCACCACUUCCUCACUCACGGCGAGGGGCUACGAGUCAUCCUCGAGUGCAAGCUCAAGCCCGUUCUGGUGAUGUAUGACAACCUGGAGACCCUCCUCUCCUCGAGUGGCGUGAAGGGCAAGAAGGCCAACAGGGCCAUGGAGAACUAUGCCUGGAAUGUGAGGAUCAUCAGGGGCCAGCUGGAUAGAAUUGUCGCUCUCAAGAAGAAGUGCAAGAUGGCCAUGGAACAGGUGGAAUCAACAAAGGUGACCCUGGACAGUCUCAACAUCCGAGAAAGAUCACCCUCGGUACGAGAGCGGCCUCGACUGACCCUGGCCAACCGCCACAACACCACCGAUAACCUCACCACUUACGGUAGCUUAGGACGCUCCCCCACCACCCCCAGCAGUGAUUGUAAACCCAAGAGUAUCCUGAAAAAGAGCAACUCUAACCUGGAGUCCAGCAGCACUGGGUAUGUGAACCAGGAGUACCGUAUCUCCCCUAGCACCUCUUCCACUCAAAUAGGCGAUGACGAGGACUCCAAUGAACUGCUAAAACCCCAGCUCCUGCACUCCUUCAGUUAUACUCCCGGCUUCAGCUAUGAGCAGAACACCGCCCUGUAGUAUGGCUUGUCUCCAAGUAAAGUUGAUCUAAUUAAUGAGUUGAGGACUUAACAGGAAGUAGUGUUGUGCCACCACUGCUUGCCAUGAAGCACUUUGGGUAUGCUGUGUACUGCGUUGUUGCAUGGUCUUGGGCAGAUUGUGUGGGACGAUACAGCUUCAGUUCCAAGGACAGUAAGAAAACGUUAUUACGCUUUCUGAUCAUGGAAAGAAAUUAGUGAUUAUAUGACAUAUUUUUUUAACUGUACUGUAAUUCGAAUCUUGUGUUAUACUAAACAAAAAUAUAAAAAAUGGACCCUUUCAAUACUUCACAAGAAACACUUAGAUUUGUUAGAAGUAAUAUCAUGAAAAUGAUAUUUACAAUACGUCCAUAUGUGGCAUCUUCAACAAUUUUGAACUGUGGAGAGUCCUUCAGUAGUAAUUAUUUUCCAAAUGCAGCAUAAUAACAAGAAAAAGAAGCCUUAUUGAUAUGCAUUCCAGAGUGCAAAAUUGAUGAUUAUGCUACAAAAGUGUUACACCUUUGUCAUUUUUAUAAUUACCUCCAAAUGCUAAUAAGUAGCAUUUUUACGGAAAUAUCAAUAUAGGUCACGUAUUAGUGAAGAAUGCUAUUAAUAAAGUAUCAUGAUAUUUUAAAAAACGAUAUAUAUAAAAUGAUUUUGUAUAAACAAACUUUCCUAAUGGGUGCUGCUACUGUAUAUUUACUACCCAAUAGUAGUAUUAAUAACUGUAUACCUUUGUAAACUUCAUCUCUGUAGAUAUGUGUAAUGUCUCAUAUAUUAUUUAUUUUGUAUAUAUUGUAACUAAUGUUCAGUAAUUUAAAGUCACAACUACGGAAUCACGUACUUGCUGGAUCAAGCCUGGAAGUACUGAAUCACAUACAUUCAGAAUGAAGGACAGAAAGAUAAAUACAUACUUUUGUGAUUGAGGCCAGAACCAAGAAGUUGUUGUUUUGAAACCAGAUGUUCAGGAAUCUCAUACUUACAGGAGUGUGACAAGAGAUAUGGAAUCAAACAUUCCAUUGGUCAGGACUGCAGAUAGGCUACUGAGGCUCACAAACAGAAACCCAGGAAAAAUGGACUGAAUCGGGAUUCUAGUUCCCAUAUGCCAUGCUGGUCUGUAGAGCUACAGAAUCUCACGUUUGGGCAUUAAAUUAUAAGUGUAAUGUAUA
This is a messenger RNA of Procambarus clarkii (red swamp crayfish), 3399 nucleotides long. NCBI's taxonomy places the organism in Eukaryota, Metazoa, Arthropoda, Malacostraca, Decapoda, Cambaridae. The record is from RefSeq and is a predicted model, not a curated record.